This is a messenger RNA of Prorocentrum cordatum, 2307 nucleotides long. Lineage: Eukaryota; Dinophyceae; Prorocentrales; Prorocentraceae. The record is from the annotation of a GenBank genome assembly.
GUCAAGAAGAAGGAGCAGCGGGAGCAGCACAACCGCAACGCCAAGAAGGGCAUCUGGCGAGGGCCGUGCGUAGUCAUCGGCCACCAAGGCGAGAACACCUUGGUCUCGCUAGGAGGGCACACCAUGCUGGUGGCCCCGGAGCACAUAAAGGCACUCGCUCCGGACGACGUCUGGUUCCCGAGCGGCAGGGGCGAGAUCGGCCAGGCCGUGGCCGAGCUCAACCGGGCUCGCGACUCGCUCGAACAAGAAGAGGCUCAGGUGGAGGACAUCCGCCCGGCGUCUGGCGAGCCCGAAGCCAAGCCAGACGAGAUGGAGCAGGCGUGGCGGGAAUUCAUCGACAACCCGGACGACAGCGACCUCAAGCUGAACGUCUCCGAGGAUCCGCCCCAGCAGGAGCAGAUCCAGGUGCCGCCCGCCGACGUGCCGCAACAAGCUGAAGAAGGGCGAACCUACGGCCCUGACGGGUUCCGACGACGUCGAGCUACCUUCGACGGAGGGGGCAGCGGCGACUUCGGCCCGGCCUUCAAGCGACUCCAGACCGAGAGGGAGCACGCAGGCUCUGGCGCCCUGCCCGCAAGGGCAACUUCGCGGGACCGCGCGGCGGCCCCCGAUCAGGAGGCAGCGGCCGGGCCCGAAGCAGGAGGAGCCCGCCGACGUUCGAGGUCGGCUCCAAGACAAGUAUUGCAAACCUCCAUCGUGACCGAGAGGAUCAAGCGCAAGCAGGCCGACAAGGAGAUCCACUGGAGGGCCAUCAAGGACUCUGAUCGGGGGCUCUUCAGGGAGGCGGCCGCCAAGCAGUGGAGCGAGUGGCAGAAGUAUGGCUCUUGUCAGGUACUCUCCAUCGAGGAGUCCGAGGCGAUCAGGGGCAUGAUCAAGCCCAGCCUCAUCCUGCCCAGCCGGUUCGUGUACCGGGACAAGAACGCCCCGCUGCGGACCGACAAGCAUCCGCUGCCGGUCAAGGCAAAGGCCCGACUCUGCGUCGGGGGUCACAUGGACCCGCGCCUGGCUCAGGGCGACCUGCGGACGGGCGCGCCCACGGUCACCCGCAACUCGACCAUGCUGUUCUUCACCAUCUGCCAGAGGUUCGACCUGGAGAUCUACGCGGCGGACGUGGAGGCGGCUUUCAUGCAAGGCGACGAGCAGCCCGACCAGCAGCUGUGCAUGGCCCAGCCUCGCGAAGGUUUGCCUGGGCUGAACCCGAAGCAGCUGAUCAAAAUCCUCAAGGGAGUUUUCGGGCUGGCCACGGCACCGAGACAAUGGUGGGCGAAGCUCAAGAGGACACUGCUGGCGGUGGAGGAGAAGCUGAGCGACAACUACGUGUUUCGCCUACACCAGCACUCGCUAGACCCAGCGCUGUACUACGGCUACGACCAGCACGGUGAGCUCUGCGCGGUGGUGGUCGCCCACGUGGACGACCUGCUGCUGGGGAUCUCGCACAAGUACCCGGGCCUCUACGACAGGCUUCACAAGCUUUUGCCCUGGGGCGACUGGCGAGGCUUGCCUUUUACCUUGUGCGGCAAGCAGGCCUGGCGAGAUCAAGAGGAAGUACUGCAUCUACGACAGACCGAGUACGCGAACACCAUCGAGGAGAUUCCGCUCAGCAAGGAGCGCAAGACGGACCUGUCGUCAGAUGCUACGCCAGCCGAGUUCUGGACAACCGCUCCGCACUCGGAGCGCUCGGCUGGAGUGGCCAUGGGGCAGCGGACCCAGAACAAGCCCACCAUCCAGGACUUGCUCGAGACGAACAGGCUCAUCAAGUUGGCGCGGAAGCACGCGGACGUGGGUUUGGAGUUCCUUAAGUUACGUGGACCUCUGUGCCUGGUGACGUACCACGACGCCAGUUGGGCCAACGCUGACGAGCCAGCUGAAGGCGCCAUCUCCAAGUUGCUCGCCACGACCGUGGGGGCAACCAGUAAGGACAAGAAAAUCAAGAUUCGCUCGCAGGUCACAGAUUGCGCCAGCUUGUACGAUACGAUGCAUAAAGACGGUUAUUCCAAGCUCUCGUCAGAGCGGCGCCUUUUGCUCGACCUAGUGGGCCUCAAGGAGUCACUAGAAGAGGAAGUUAGCAACGAGUUUGUCGCUGACGACCAGCGCAGCCAACUACCCCUCUUUUGGGUUCCGUCUGACCAGCAGCUCGGUGAUCAGUUCACCAAGCGAUCGGACGGCAGUGCCAUCAGGGCAGUGCUGCGAGACACACGUCUCGCUUUGCAGCAUCAAGAGCCGACGGACCAGGCCAGAGAGCACGAGGCACACCUGACCAGUGCCGGCUCACUUUUCAAGCGCGCAGUGCGCCUGGUUUCAUUUUAG